Molecule: messenger RNA, 1098 nt
Organism: Leishmania major strain Friedlin
Lineage: Eukaryota; Euglenozoa; Kinetoplastea; Trypanosomatida; Trypanosomatidae
Exons: 1
Coding region: 1-1098 (365 amino acids)
Biological process (GO): maturation of LSU-rRNA; maturation of 5.8S rRNA
Cellular component (GO): Las1 complex; preribosome, large subunit precursor
Molecular function (GO): endonuclease activity
Source: RefSeq, a predicted model, not a curated record
AUGCGUCGAUCUCACGUGGGCGAGGCGCAGCGCCGUCAGGCGUUGGCAGAGCGGCGCUUCCGUGGGCACCGCAUCCGCCGCGGGCUCGAAGAGCUUGGCGACCUCGAUGCUCCCAAGAAGCGCAAAGAGCGCAGUGACGGCGUGGCAGCGCUCACGGAGACCGGCGACGCGUCGCCCGCCGAGCGGGCCACCACCGCAACGGCUCUCGACGACUGCACCACGGACAGCGCCACCGCCGCGGCUCGAACCACUCCUGCCAUCUUCUCUACCGUUUUCGGCGCGGACUGGGGUGAGUGGGCGGAGGUGAAGCGCGUGGUGUUUGAUAUGAACGCCACAGCGGCUGAGAAGCGGAGUGCGUUGGAGACCAUCCAUGUGUGGCGCCACCGUGCACGCAAGGAGCGCGAGUUGCCGGCCUACGUGGAGUCGACGGAGGUGCUGUUGGAUGCGAUGCUGCAAGAUGAGGAGGACGCGCUGAAAGAUGGACCACUGCGCAUGUGCUACGGCGCCGCCAUUUCGCGCGUCGUGCAUGUCAUGACCGGCUCCUUUGCGAGCGGCGCCGCCGACACGUAUCGCAAGCGCGCGAGCGAGAUCGGCUUCCCUGAGGAGGCGGUGGAGGUUCGUCAGCGUGUGGCGCACGGGGCACUGCCGCUGACGUCGGAGUUGCGGUGGGUCUGCGGCUUGGUGCUGCAGUUUUUGUUCACGCAGUACUGGCUAGAGCAGGAGCGGCAGGUGUAUCUCAUGCAACAGGAACAGGGCACCUCCUUGUCCGAAGCCAGCGCACUCCGUAAACCACGACAGCGGCAGCCGGCGAGAGCGAGCACAGCGACACUAGCGGUGGAGACAAGUGUGUCUGCAGCCUCUCUACCACCGCCAUCCGUCACCAUAGACGACAUGAAGGCACUUCUGCACGACCUCGAAAGCGAUGCGGACGGCGACGGCGAAAGCACCGAGGGCGGCGGUGUGGCAGACAAGGGCAACGAGGCUGCACCCGUCACGCUAUCCCCUGCCGGUCCUGCCCCGACGGCCGAAGGCGCAGCCAGGCGAGAUACGUCCUCUGGUGCUUCCACUGCCACCAUCGCAGGCUGGCGUCUGUCGUGA